Hydractinia symbiolongicarpus is the source of this 6453-nucleotide messenger RNA. RefSeq names its product SCO-spondin-like. Lineage: Eukaryota; Metazoa; Cnidaria; Hydrozoa; Anthoathecata; Hydractiniidae. The coding region runs from base 124 to 5634 and encodes 1836 amino acids. The record is from RefSeq and is a predicted model, not a curated record. The transcript is spliced from 30 exons.
UUAUUACCGUUAUUGUUUCAGUUCUCAUUCACUGCGACUUGACAUUAGCACCCGUCAUCAACUUUCCUCAUUCGAACAGAAAGCAGAUUCAAAGGCGGUCGGCUAAGAAGCCUUCAGAUCAAUAUGGCGAAAAUAAAACAAGUUCUAUUGUUACUUGCAAUCAUGGUUACAACAAGUCGAGGCCAACAGGCUCCAUGUUCAUUUGCAAUCACUGUGGAUGGGUCGUCCAGUGUUGAUGCAAAUCAAUUUCAACAACAAAAAGAUUUUAUUAAGCGACUCAUUACCCGAAUCGAUAUAUCCGGAGACAGCAAUGCUGGGCUUGCGCAGUUUGCAAGUACUAGUCAAAUACAUAUCAAAUGUAACGAUGCUGCUACAUCGAGUGCUUUUAAUACACUUGUAGAUGGAGUCAAUCUUAUGAGCGGUGCAACUUGUAUCAAAUGCGGUUUGGACAAAGCGCAAGAAUUAUUGUCAGGAAAUGGAUGUGGAAGAACAGGGGAAAAUAAAAUAAUAUUUUUAAUGGUUGAUGGAAAUGAAAAUAUAUUCCCUAACGAAGUUGUAACUACUGCAACUAAUCUUCGAAAUGCUGGAUAUGUUAUUUAUGCUCUGGCAAUCGGAAAUGUGGUUGACGCAGCAAUGGUAGCUACGCUUACUGGCAGUUCUGAUAGAGUUUUCAGAACACAAUUUGCUGAUUUGGCAACUUAUGACAUUGAAACAUUGUAUGGUGCAUUAGGUUCAACAUGUGCUGCUUCUACUUCUGGUUGGGCCAGUUGGGGUCUAUGGUCAGCAUGUUCUGCCACUUGUGAUCCUGUUGGCGUCACACCAUCACGAAGCCGAACGAGAAGUUGCCCAAGUGGAGCUACCUGCCCAGGUUCUAAUACGGAAAGUGAGAGCUGCAAUGGAAAUGUUCUCUGUCCAGGUGUCCUCUCUCAAUGGAGUCAAUGGAGCACAUGUUCAUCCACUUGUCGUGCCACUGGUGCUAAUGCACCCACAAGAACAAGAACUCGUCGGUGUGACAAUCCAAGCCUUGGAGGGAAUUGUGGUGGUGCUAGCUUAACAGAAACAGGAAACUGUAACGAUGUUUCAUGUACUGUCAUACAAUGGGCACAAUGGGGUCAAUGGUCAGCUUGCUCAGCAACAUGUGAUCCAGUUGGUUUCACUCCUUCACGAACAAGAACGCGUAGCUGUUCAGGUGGCUCAACUUGUCCAGGAUCAGCUACUGAAAGUGGAAGUUGUAAUGCAAACUUAGCUUGUCCAGGUGUUUUGACACAAUGGACGCAAUGGUCAGCUUGUGCAGCAACAUGCAGAACUCCAGGAUCAUCCCCACCAGUCAGAACAAGAACACGAUCAUGCACCAAUCCUAGUUUAGGAGGAAAUUGUAAUAACGCUGUUCUUGUGGAAAGAGAAGAUUGUAACACUGAUGCUUGUACAGGCAAUGUUCUUUCACAAUGGAGUCAAUGGGGUCCUUGUUCUGCUACAUGUCAGUCAGGCAACACAAUUCCACAACAAACUCGUACAAGAACAUGUAGUGGAACAUGCACUGGUGUGUCAACUUUAGAGCAGAGAAAUUGUAAUGCUGGUGUUAGUUGCAAUGUGAUUAGUUGCUCCAAUGCCAACAUAUCUUAUGUCAUUGUCAUUGAUUCAUCCAGCAGUGUCAAAACAUCACUACCAGACGAAUGGAGUCAAGAAAAAACUUUCGUUAAGAACUUCGCCGCACAGCUUGGUCUUGGAACAAACUCACGAAUCAGAGUAGGCGUUGUCAAUUAUGGAAGUGCGACUAACAUUGUUGCUACUUGUGAUUCUACCGCAACCAGCAAUUUAGCAAAUUUUAAUGCAUUAAUUGAUGGUUUACCUCGUCAACUUGGUGGUACUGCCAUUAAUGAUGCCUUGCUUAAAGCUCGUGAAUUAUACACUGGUCCUGGAUGUAAUCGUGCAGGUGAACUAAGAGUUGUACUUUUUCUCACGGAUGGGUACGAGAAUAUCGUAUUUGAUGACGCUCUCCGUGUAAGCACAGAAAAUUUAGUGCGCAGUGAAGCUUUAGUAUAUGUUGGUGCAAUUGGUCCUGAAGUAAGACUUCCUGAACUUGUUCGUGUCACUGGGAAUUCUUCCCUGAUAUUUACUGCUAACAACUUCUUGGAAUUAUCUAAUAUUGAUGCGGCUGCAUUACAUCCGAGGAUUGUUAGUCAAGUUUGUCAAGUUGGCGGAGUUUGGGGUAGCUGGUCUGCAUUUGGAUCUUGUUCGAUCAGCUGUGGUGCACGUGGUGUAAGAACAAGAACACGAGAGUGUAGAAGUCCUGUCACUAAUGCUUUACAGAAUGAUUGUGCUGGUUCUGCUACCGAUACCGACACAUGCUUUGAAGGAGAUUGUCCAGGUACUUGGUCAAUUUGGACAGCUUAUGGAACUUGCUCAGCAUCUUGUCAUUUUAACGAAGGUGGACCAGCGCCAACUCAAAUAAGAACAAGAACUUGUGUUGGUGCUACUGGCGCAGGAAACUGUGGUGGAGGCUCCACAUCAGAAACAAGGAGCUGUAGCGUCCAAGUUCCAUGUCCAGGGCAAUGGUCUGAAUGGGGUCAGUGGGCCAGUUGUAGUGAAACUUGUCAAUCGAAUGUGAACACCGCCCCUACUCAGUCCAGAACAAGAACAUGUAGUGGUGGAACAUACGGAGGAGAAUGUUCUCCUGGAAGUAAUGUAGAAACACGAAGUUGUAAUGCUAGAGCUUCUUGUCCAGGAAUUCUAACACAAUGGUCUGUGUAUGGUGAUUGCUCUGCUACAUGUCAAUCAGGCCUUCAAGCUCCAACUCGACAAAGAACACGUACUUGUGAAAGAGCUACGUUUGGAGGAAAUUGUAAUGGUGCUUUAUUGGUUCAAAAUACUGAUUGUAACGUGGAAGUAGCUUGCCCAGGUACACUAACGCAAUGGGCGCAAUGGGGUGCUUGCAGCGAAAACUGUCAAAGCAAUCCAAAUGUUGCGCCUACAAGAUCAAGGACUAGACAAUGUGUCGGUGCCUCUUUUGGUGGAAACUGUGGUGGUGAAAGUCUUACAAUGACAGGAGCAUGUAAUGUUGGAGUUGGUUGUCAAGGUCAAUGGUCUAACUGGGGUGCGUAUGGUAGCUGUAGUGAAACGUGUCAAUCAAAUGUUAAUACAGCCCCUACUCAAUCGAGAACAAGGACAUGUAAUGGUGGAACUUUUGGAACAACUUGUCCUGGAAGUGCCGUAGGCACACAAGACUGUAAUGUUGGAGUAGCAUGCCAAGGAAGUCUUACUCAAUGGUCUGCCUAUGGUGUAUGCUCUGCUACAUGUCAAUCAGGCCUUCAAGCUCCAACGCAACAGAGAACACGUCGUUGUGUAGGAGCUACAUUUGGAGGAAAUUGUAAUGGUGCUUUAUUGGUUCAAACUACUGAUUGUAACGUAGAAGUAGCUUGCCCAGGUAAUCUAACGCAAUGGGCGCAAUGGGGUAAUUGCAGCGAAAGCUGUCAAAGCAAUCCAAAUGUUACGCCUACAAGAUCAAGGACUAGACAAUGUGUAGGUGCCUCUUUUGGUGGAAACUGUGGUGGUGAAAUUCUUACAAUGACAGGAGCAUGUAAUGUUGGAGUUGGUUGUCAAGGUCAAUGGUCUAACUGGGGUGCGUAUGGUAGCUGUAGUGAAACGUGUCAAUCAGAUGUUAAUACAAACCCUACUCAAUCCAGAACAAGAACCUGUAAUGGUGGAACUUUUGGAACAACUUGUCCUGGAAGUGCCGUAGGCACACAAGACUGUAAUGUUGGAGUAGCAUGCCAAGGAAGUCUUACUCAAUGGUCUGCCUAUGGUGUAUGCUCUGCUACAUGUCAAUCAGGCCUUCAAGCUCCAACGCAACAGAGAACACGUCGUUGUGUAGGAGCUACAUUUGGAGGAAAUUGUAAUGGUGCUUUAUUGGUUCAAACUACUGAUUGUAACGUAGAAGUAGCUUGCCCAGGUAAUCUAACGCAAUGGGCGCAAUGGGGUAAUUGCAGCGAAAGCUGUCAAAGCAAUCCAAAUGUUACGCCUACAAGAUCAAGGACUAGACAAUGUGUAGGUGCCUCUUUUGGUGGAAACUGUGGUGGUGAAAUUCUUACAAUGACAGGAGCAUGUAAUGUUGGAGUUGGUUGUCAAGGUCAAUGGUCUAACUGGGGUGCGUAUGGUAGCUGUAGUGAAACGUGUCAAUCAGAUGUUAAUACAAACCCUACUCAAUCCAGAACAAGAACCUGUAAUGGUGGAACCUUUGGAACAACUUGUCCUGGAAGUGCCGUAGACACACGAAACUGUAAUGUUGGUGUUGCAUGCCAAGGGACUCUCACUCAGUGGACUUCGUAUGGUGCAUGCUCUGCUACCUGCCAGCUAAACCUUCAAGCUCCAACUCAACAAAGAAGCCGUACUUGUGAAAGAGCAACGUUUGGAGGAAAUUGUAAUGGUGCUGUAUUGGUUCAAACUACUGACUGUAACGUAGAAGUUGCUUGUCCAGGUGUACUAUCUCAAUGGACACCAUGGAGUGCUUGUUCCGAGACUUGUGAAACUGGUGCUCAACAAACAAGGACGCGUACCUGUACUAAUACAAGUUUUGGUGGUAAUUGCAAUGGAGCCUCUCUUACUGAAAGCAGAACUUGUAAUGACGGAGUACCAUGUCAAGGUGUCCUAACUCAAUGGAGUCAAUGGUCGGCUUGCUCUGCAACCUGUCAACUUGGAGGUACCUCUCCAACAAGAACAAGAACACGUUUAUGUCAAGGAGCAACACAAGGUGGUAACUGUGGUGGUGCAAUUUUAAGUGAAACAGAAAAUUGUAACUUCCAAGUUGGCUGUCCAGGAACACUUACCCAAUGGGGACCAUGGAAUCCUUGCUCAAGCACCUGUCAAGCCAAUGCGACUAUAACUCCUUCUCGAGCUCGAAUUAGAUUUUGUAUUAAUACAAGCUUCAAUGGUAACUGCUUUGGUGCCUCUCUGCAACAAACUGAAAGUUGCAACGUCGGUGUGAUUUGUCCAGUCCCUGGUACUUGGACUCAAUGGGGUCAGUGGAGCACUUGCUCAAAGACUUGUGAUAUGGGUGCAAGAUCACGGAGUCGCACUUGUACUGACCCUUUCCCUGCUAACGCUGGAAAUGACUGUGUUGGUUCAAGUACAAGCACAUCCACUUGUAAGAUUGCUGACUGUCCAGUUGCUUGUCCUGUACAAAAGAGAUGUAACUGCAGUUUAGCUCCUCAAUUCCCAACAACUGCUCCUGCUCUUGGAUACUUUAACAUAGACGACGCCACAAUUCAUGCUGCCAUUAAUACGUUGACUUACUGGACAAAAGAAAUUCAAAAUCAAAUCUGUGAAUCUUGCAAUCUCCAGCGUUUACAAGUGAGUGUGAACACGGUAACUUCACAUGUCAAUCAAGUCAAGGCAAUGAUUGAUCGUUUAAAUGAGAUCAAGAAACGGCUGCGGGACAUCAUCAACUGUAACAACAAUGUUUUCAUUGGAUCCGAGCUAUGGGCAUUGUACGACUAUUUGUACACUCGUUGUACAAUGUUAAACGGUGUUUAUACUGAAUUGUCUGCGUGCAAAAUGAGAUUUGAAGCUGCAAACAAUUCCUGCAAAAAAUACGGUUGGUUCCAUCAACUAAUGAAACAGGUAUACAGGAAGUGGUAAAAGGAAAGGAAACGACAAACUUUUAUUUACGCAUAUGUUACGUGUAAUGUUUCAUGUGCAAACAGGGCAGUAUUAUCAUGGAAGUAUUUUUUAAAAAAACUGUGGCUAGUGAAAUUUUCUUGGUGACAGUUAGUAGAUAAAAUAUUAGCUUCUCGUUUGCCAAUUUUUUAACCAAUUUGUUGUUACUAUUGGGCGAAGAUGGACGAAUAUGGUAUUGGGUGAAUAUCAAAGAAUAUGGUAUUGGGUGGGCAUGGUUGGACGGGUAUGGUGUCAGUUGGUUAUGGUGUCAUAUAGGAAUAUCAUUGUUAUGAAAUAGUGUCAGGUAGGUUUGGUAUCUGCCGGUAUGGUGUUGGGUGAUUAAGAUAUUUUGUUCACAUGGUGUUAAUCAGGUAUGGUGCUGGAUGGGUAAGGUGUUGGUUUAUAUGCCCUUAAAUUCAUAUCGUGUUGGUUAAAAUGGCGUUGGGUAGCUAUGCUGGCUAUUAUAUAGCGUCAGUUUAGAUAUAGUGUUGGAUGGGUAUGGUGUUUGGUGGGAAUGAAGCCUUAUCUGUACGCAUUUAAGUUUUUACACAAAUAAAACUCUUCCAUGAUAUACUUGCCCUGUUUGCACUGUUUGCACUGUUUGCACGACUGAUUUUAUACAUCGGUCUUAAAACUGCACAUAAUUUCUGUUGUUCGCUCUUAAUUUAAACAACUUUGACAGUUUUUGUGGUAUACUGGUGCCACUAUUAAUAUAAUCUAACACUACGCAAUUCGCACAAACAAUUUUAUACUUUUGUAAUUUUUUGUAAAUUUGCAUAAAUAAAGCAAUUUGAUGAAAAA